Messenger RNA from Argiope bruennichi, 9941 nucleotides. Its product is annotated as ceramide synthase 1-like. Gene Ontology annotation, cellular component: membrane. The coding region runs from base 46 to 1146 and encodes 366 amino acids. Gene Ontology annotation, biological process: ceramide biosynthetic process. Gene Ontology annotation, molecular function: sphingosine N-acyltransferase activity. Lineage: Eukaryota; Metazoa; Arthropoda; Arachnida; Araneae; Araneidae. The record is from RefSeq and is a predicted model, not a curated record. The transcript is spliced from 7 exons.
AAAUCUGGUGUGUUCAGCUAGUUGGGGAGUUUGACCAAAGCUGUCAUGGCUGCUGUAGGUACCGACUGGGAGGACUUCCCUUCAUAUUCCGAUUUAUAUCGAGGUAUCCGAGAAUUUUUAGAAAAAACUUACAGAGAAGCGCUUUCAGAAGAAAAGGAAAUCUAUCAUGUCGAAUCCUCAUGGGAAUACUAUAAUUUUAGUAUAAACGACUUAUUAUUUGUCAUUCUAUUAGCUGUAAUAUGGACUAUUUUACGGUACUUAGCUACUGAAGGGAUUUUCAAGCCUUUAGCUCAUCAUUAUGCUCUUACUCCAACAAAUGGAGCGAAGAUGCCCGAAAGUGCCUGGAAGUUUACGUAUUACCUUUGUGCCUGGAGCUAUUGCUUAUAUGUUGUUGUUUUGAGUGGUAACUACAAGUUCUUCCAAAAACCCAGUACUGUUUGGGAUAAUUGGAGUUUGAGAGAAUCUGCCCCUGCUGAUAUAUAUAUCAUGUACAUGGCACAAUGUGGGUUUUAUGUUCAUUCUUUGUAUGCUACUUUGUUUUUGGAUACUUGGAGAAAGGAUUCUGCAGUCAUGAUGAUCCAUCAUAUCUUAACUGUGACACUUAUCUCAAUUUCUUAUUCCCUUAGAUAUCAUAAUAUUGGUUCUCUUGUACUGUUUACACAUGAUCUUUGUGAUAUUUUCCUGGAAUUCACCAAGCUUAAUGUUUAUUUUAAAAUUCAAAAAGGCAAGGUUGUACGAAGGCAUGAAGUAUUUGCAAAUAUCACCUUUUUUUGUUUCACUGUUGCAUGGUUUGUAUGUCGUCUUUAUUGGUAUCCAAUGAGAGUGUUAUACGCAGCAACAUCAGAUGUGCAGAGAUUGAAAUUGGUCCUUCCUGGCGCACUACUCAUGAAUAGUUUACUAUGGAUUCUUCAAUUUUUAAAUCUUUAUUGGUUUUUGUUUAUUUUACAGUUUCUAUAUCGUGUUGCAACUGGCCAAGUUAAGGAAGUUGAUGAUACUAGGGAAUAUGAUGUAGAGCGAAAGUUACUUCACCAUUCAAGUGAAAAUGGUGUUCUAAAUGGAAAUAUUAAGACCAAUGGCAUCUGUGAUGAUGGUGUGAUUUCAAAUGGCAAUGCAUCCCAUUCAAGUAGAAGAGCAAAAGAUGAAUAAAUUGAGCAGCUUCAUAUAUAAAAGAGAACCUUCCAGUAUAAUCCAUUUUAUAAUGAAAAGCUGAUUUUUCUUAUAUGUAAAUUUAACUCAAACAUUUUAUUGGCCUGGAAAAAAAAAGCUUAUUUUUGAAUCACUUUGUGUAAAUUGUGAUCUGUUUUAUGUACAAACUAUUAAUAUAUUUGUAAGCAUGUACUGAGAAAUUUCAUCCGGAAUGUAAUUUUUAAGUAAGGGAACAGUUCAGAGAAAAUUUUCUUGAUACAUUGCUGAUAAUUCUCGUUUGCUUUUUGAAAUCUUUUUUUUAAGUGUAAUAAAUCGUUUCCUUGUAGCUCAUAAUUUUAUACUAUUAACAUUCUAUGUGUUGAUGACAGUUCAACAAUUUUCAUGUAAGUAAAAAUAUUUUCUGAAAUGCUUAAUUUGAAUUGCUCACUGUUAGAGAAAUCUUUAUCAAUUAAAAAUAAUUAUAAAAGAAACUUGUGCUUUAAUAUUUAUUUUUCUGAUGUUACAAGAAAAUGUAACCUAAAAUGUAAUGUCAUUAAAACUUAGAAGGUUUAAAAAAAAAUGCAGCUGUAUUAGACAAUAGAGCUGCUGUAAAAAUUAAUGUAAAUAGCAACUCAAUUCCUGAAGCAAAUGUUUUGGGAAUAAUUGUAUUAUAAGAUGUUUGCAUCAAUAUCUUUUUGUUUUUAUAUUUUUUAUUAUUGUGUCCAGUCUUUGCAUAUUUAUUCUGAAGUUUAUUGUAAAGGAAUGAUUGUGAACUUUUGACUUUGUACUUCUUUCUCAUCAAUGUGACACUGGUGUGUGACUUAUAUUGUAAACGACUGGAAUUCAUCAUUUCAUCUGUGCCUGUGUCCAUGCUCAUUUUAACUAAUUUAAACACAGAUACCUUUUAUCAUAUAUGAAGCAGAAAAUGUUUGUAAGAUAAUAGUUUUAGACCCUCUCUCGCAGCAAAGCUGUUUUUUUAUAUAAAAAGAUCAUUCCAUAUACUGAAAGUUUGAUGAAUUUAGAUAAUCUUUCCGAAAUGGGCAUCAUUACAGAUUACGUAGAAUUUCCUUCAUUGAUACUGAUACCUUGAAACAUAAAAAAAUGAUGUGGAUUUCUUUGGAAAUAUAUUUUUAAACAUUUAUAAAAUUUUGAAAAUAUGAGAGUAAAAAUUUUAUAUUUUCUUUUUUUAUUUUCCAUAAAAAAAUGUUUCAUUACUGAUAAAUCUUUCAAUUAAAGUUUUGUUUAUUAACAUAUUAAAAAUUACUUAAUAUUCAUUUUGAAGGAAUGAUUAUGUGUCAAAUAUUUUAGAUAAUAUUUAUUAUUACAAGUUCAUUACAAUAACUAUCGAUUCAAUUUAUGUAUUUGUCUUUAUUAAUCUUUUUACAUUUUAUUCCAUUUCAAGUUAAAAACACUGGAACAAAGAAUGUUCCUGUACCUUCUCUAAAAGAAUUCAUUUUUUAAAAUUCUUUAAUUAGUGUUGUCUUUUAAAAAAAGUGUUGAGUAGAGAGAUUUCAAUUAUUGAGUUUAAAAUCUAAUUUCAACUUAAGUGAUGAAUGAUUCUUGAUUUUUUUUGUUUCCAACUUGAUUUUGAUAUAGUAAAGAAUGAAAAUGCUUUCUUAUAUAUUUUAAUUCAUAAUUGUUUUUAUUUUAAUCUGUAGAUUGUGCAGUAAAUUUUUUUUUUUUUUUUUUUUUUUGUGCUUAUGUUGGAACAAACAAUUGCCAUAUUUUUCGUGAUGAAUCUUAUAUUUGUAUAAAUUGUGCUAUCAGUCUUUGUGGGGCAAAUAUUUUAUAUCUAUUUUUCAAAAUUAUGCUAUAGUAUACAUGAUUGCAAGUAAUUUUCCUAUCUAACUUUGUUUGGAUUUUAAAACUUUCAUAUUUUUCAAUGCUAUUGAAAAUUCAAGAUAUGUUUUUACGAAAAAAAUGUGAAUACAUUUAUUUUAGAGACAAGGUACAUUUCCAAAUACAAAAUUUAAUGAAAUACAGAACACUAUCUCUGUUGAAAGUUUUAAGAGUGUAAAUUUAGAGUGGCAGAAUCAUCAAAUAGUAACUUGUUAUUUGAUUAUCAGUGUUCUCGAAAAAUGCAAGCAGUUUGCGAAUUUUUAUUGAAUUUGUAAGUCUUCCUCUCUAUUUAAUCUUUAUAUUAAAAUCUUUUUAAGCCAAUGCAUAUCAAUUAAAAGUAUUUUUUUAAACAAAAUUGCUAAUGGUUCAACAUUUUUAUAAUACAAAAAUUAGAAUUCUUAUCACAUUCAUUAAAAAAAAUUUCAAGUUUGAACCCAAGUUCCAAAAAUUUUUAUAAGUUGAUUUUGACAAAUGUAUUCCCGAAGUAUGAAUAUAAAAUAAGCCUUACUGAGAUUUAAUGAUGUCAGUUUUAAUGUUAUUAGAUUAAAAUCUGAAACUUCUGCUAAAAAAAUUCUUAUUAGUUUGAUUUUUUUUUUCUGUUAAGAUUUGCUAGAAAAUAAUUUAUCUUGGUGUGGAAAGAUCUCCCCCUCCCCUUCUUGAAAUGGGAAUAGCUUCGUCUUCCUUCUAUUUUUUAAAAGAAUCCUUUAACAGUUUAGCAGAUGAGGUUAAUUACAGGCAGUAUUAUGCUAAAAUGCUUUUCAAAUAAUUAUCUACUACUGAUGCUUUGUGUAAAUAAGAUUAUCUUAAAAGUAACACUUGCAUAUACUGUUUUUUAAACUGAAAUUUUGAAAUUUGAUGAUCAUUUGCUGUAACAAAAUUUGGAAGUGAAAUUGAAAUGCCUAUUUCUUCAUGUAUUUCUGAAAAUCUAAAAUAUGUUUUGGUGUAAAAAAAUUUUAUUGACAAAUUUUAAAUAUCAUGAUUAAGUUAUAUAAUGCAUCUGCAUAGUUAAUGGCAUUGAUUUUUUGUUCUCUUGAUGUAGAACUAGAUUGACUGAAAUUAUUAUUCUUACUUGCAUUUCUAAUACAUAUUUAAAUGACUCAUUGUUUAUGUUAGAGAGUUAUCAGUUCUUAUCUAGUUGAAUACUCUUUCAAAUCUGUUCUGUAAUUUGUGUUCAGUUUCACAUUUAGUUAUUUUGAAAAAAGUUUUUUUUUUUUUGAGUAGUUUUAUUCAAAAAUUUGUAAAUAAAAAGCAUAACAGAUCAGCAUAUAUCCUUUUUCUGUUUCAAUUUUAAUGGUCAAUCCAUUAAGUGAACUUUAAAAUAAUCAAUGAUGUUUAUACAAAAUAUUAAGUUGUAUAUUUUGAUUUACAUUGUAUGCAGAAGGUCUUCCGUUUUUAAUUUGGAUAUUUAACAUUGUAUCCAAAUUGAAAAUUAUUUUUUAUGAAAUUUUAAAGGUAUUGGAUUAUGAGUAGAACACGGAGUAAAUGUUCAUAUGAAUAUGAAAAAAGCACCCUAAGAGUAAUAUUUGUCACAUAUGACUGGAGUUGUUUUUUUGCUUUCAGUGUAAAUAUGUGGAAAAAUCUGUGAUUAAUUUAUUUGGCUUCUCUGCUUUUUUUGUGAAGAACUAAUAAAAAUGAAGAACGAGUAUUUUCUGAAGCAUCUAAAUGUAGGUCAUAUUCUCAAUGUCUUUUUAAUAUAUUGAGAUUUUUCAAUUCAUCUAUGUGUAUAUGAAAUUUUAUGCAGAUAUAGAGUAAAUGCUGUUAAAGUAUCAUUUUCUAUGAAUGAAGAAUGAAGUUCCUGAAUAUCUUCUCAUUUGAAUUUUCUCUUAAGUACGUAUAAGUUUAUGUUUAUUAAAUCAAGUCUACUUAAAUAUUGUAUGUGUAUUUUUGAAAAUCUGGAUUGUGUAUUUUAAAGUAGAAAUGAAGAAAUAAGUAUGUUAUUCAAUAUAUAAACAGUUUUUGGCAGCUGUGCUAUUUUAUGAGAAUUUGUAUACCAUACAAAUUGAAAAAUCAAAAGACAGUAAUAGUUUUUCAAUCAAUCUUAAAUUAAUUACUUUUAAAUUUUUUAUGAAUUUUUUUGUGUAAGUUUUGCUUUAUUUCUAUCAAAUACUGCUUUAAUAUGUAUGCAAAUGUGACUCAGUUUAAGCUGAUAUUUUCCAUUUUAAUAAAUAUCCUCUCCUAUUAUUCUGUUGCAUUGUCCCCCCCCCCACACACACAUUAUUUCUAUUUUUUUAUCAUUGUGUUUCACAAUCAUAUCUUUUCUGUGCAGAGGGUUGUGCUGUUUGUGCCAAAGUCAAUGCAAAUUUCUUGUAAACUUGUAUAAGAGAUACUCUGAAAUUUUUUAUUGGAGUUUAUUAUUCAGGAAAGUUUCAGAGGCUUGAUACUGAAUAUUGAUUAUUCUUGCACUUCUUAAGCAACUUGUACAAGAUAAAAUUGGGUGUGUUAUCUCUGUUGGUUUCUCAAUAAUUUGUAUGGAAUCAGAAGAUAUCUACAGAAUUUAGAUAAUUAUAAAAGUUAAAAUUUUUCAAAGAAGUAUAUUUAAAGUGUUCAGGUGGAGCAAGUAGUUGUAAAGGAUUAUUUCAUUUAUGCUUAAUAGAAUGUUUUAUUCAUUCUAGAGAAUUUUAUGAACUAAUGUUAGUUUAAUUUUAUGUUACAUAUUUGGUUCUUGUUUUUAGCUGUUGUUUUAAAAAUCUUUUCACUUCAUAUUAACACUUUUCACUCAAUGCCCAAUAUUCCUAUAAAAAAUGAACAAGGUUGCUAUGUUAGUUUCUCUUUUUUGCAGUGUUAUUGUUUUUGACUAGGCUGUGAUAAUGUAUUUAAAUAAACUACUAUCUCUUGCGUUGUCACUUGCACAUUGUAAUGGUGUUAUCUGUUACUUACUUUUAUCAUUUUUCUAUUAUUAAAUGUAAAUACAAAAUUUUAAUUUAGAGCUUUAAUUAUUUUUAUUUCUUAAUCUAAUCAGUGAUGCUGACUAAUUGUACGAGUACCUGCUGGGAUAUGCAACUAUUAAUCGGUACUUCUUAAAAAAAAUAUAUUACGAUGGGAAUAAUAAUACAUAAUACAUAUGAUUAUGGUAGAUAUUUAAAUACAUUUAUAAUUCAUCAAUAGUUCAUGAAAAAUAUAUAAACAUUUUUAAAGUGUAUAGAUUAUAUGUGCAUUAUUUAGGGCAGUUUGAUUGUGACAAGUGAUUGCAUCACCCAUGAAUAAUGUAAUGUUUCUGCUCAAGACUGAAAAAUGUUCCUUGGAAUGGAGCAUAUUUAAUUUUGAGCAUUCUGUUAGUUAACACUUAAACUAUUGCAGUAUUAAGUUUAAAAUGAUUUUGGAUGAUGCAAUUAAUUACUUGUUAAUCUGCCACUGAUAUAAACACUUUUGAGUGAAAAAUAUUUGAAUUUGGGAAAAGAAAGUUUUACUAUUUAAUUUUCUCUUCUGAACUUAUUACCAUAAUUUUAAUUCAUAUGUUGAAAAUUAUAUAAUAUAAUUAAAUUAUAUAAUAUAAAAAAAUACUUGAAGCAUAAGCCUUACAAUUUUGUUAAGUUGGAAACAGUCUACAUAGCAUAGAAAAAUUGAAAACAGGAUCUGCAAUUGUAAAUUUUUUUUGAAAACUUCUGUGUAGCAAAAACUAAAUAAAAUCACUAUAUACCGCUCUGGAGCAGUUUUUUUAAAUUUUCAUUUAAUUGCCUUUUGAGUAAAAAAACUUGUUCUGUUUUAAUCAAAAAAAAAAUUGUACCAUAACUGCAUGGAUAUAAAAUAAUUGUUAAUGAUUAUUUUAAUGAAAUCUUUUAAUAAGAUUUCCUUUGCUAGAAUUGUUUUAAAUAUCAAGAACUUGUAAGCAAGGUUUAUGAAAAGCUUUGACUUAUGUGGAAUCAUAAAAAGUACUUUUAAAAGUCCUGUACUGGAACAAGUAUUGUAGUUUUUUAACUCAUUAAAAGUGUAAUUAUAAUUUUUCCUUUUACUUUGGCUUCCUGCAUCUGCUGAAUGUUUAUGGGUAAUUUAAAUUGUUUUUAGGAAAUAUAGAACAUGAUUUAUCAAAUUAUAAUCUAUUUAAUUGUCUUUUUCCCCUACUUUUUUUGUUUCAGCAUUUUCUUAAUUAUAAUAAAAAUUUAUGACAUUGAAAGUCUAUCUUUAAUCUUGGAAGCUCACAAUUCUUAACAUUAGUGAAGCUUUGACAUUCUGUGAUUGAUUGAUAACAUUAGCUUUGAUGAAAAUGUUAUUAAUUAUCAGUAUCUAAAAGUUAUAAUGAAUAGAACAUGUGCAGCCAUUAAACGAAACUUUUACCAAAUCAUGUUUGAUUCCCAGUUUUAUAUCAAUUAAUGGAAAUUUUCUUAAUGAAAGAACAUAUAAAUCUUGAUAGAAUUUUUCAUUAAAACAGAAUCAUGAGGACAACAGUAUCUUCAAAUAUACAUUUUUUGUAUUUUUAUACAGAUUGUGAAAAAGUUGUUUCGGAAGGAUUUUUUCAGUGUCUGCUUGAAGCUGCUUACAUAUUUUGUUUUUAAGAACUCUUUAACUGACUGGUGUGUGCAACUAUUCCGUUUCUAUUUGUAAUUGGGUGUAUCUAAUUUUUUAAUUUGAUGUGUAACUAUUCCUUUAAAUUUUUAAAAAAUGUUUGGCAUUUUUUAAAAAUUUUGUUUGUUUAACCUUGGGGAUCGGAAGUAUAUCAAAAGGAGAAAUAAAUAUGUAAUUUUUAAAAUUUAUUGUAUUUGGCAUUUAUAAUUUCAUCACUGUUCGAAUUACACCACUAAGUUUAAUUAUAUUUGCAUUGACAAAAACUAAUUGGAAGAGUGUUAAAUUACUGCAAAAUCGUUUUGUAAUUGUAUAAGAAUUAUCACAUUUUUCUAAUGCAUCUUCUCUGUUUUAUAUAAAUGAGCUUCCAAAAUGUAAUAAAAUAAUUCAUUUGCUAACUUAAUCAUGUUUAGCUUUUGCUUUGUUAUUUUUUGACUGCACUUUUUUCUUUCUGUAGAAGCAGGCCUAAUUUGUUAUUUUAGAUCUCUAAGGUUAUAAUUUGUCUGUUGCUGUUAAAUUAACUUUGCUGAACUCUUGCAACUUUUACUUUCUUUGGCCAAUAUAGCCUUUGCAUUGCAAUUUUAUGCUAAUUUUUAUAAGAAUUCUUUUAUAAAUUUAUAAAAAGAAUUACUUAAUUGUUUUAAUGUGAAGUCUCACUAAUAAUGCCAUUGUAACUUUUAUUUUCUGUUAUAAAUGAAUCCUUGUAUUACUUAUUCUACUUUUUAGGUUUAAGAGAAUUUUCUGACAAAUCGAAUAAAUUGAUUAGCUAUAUCUGUGGAAUCUCUUUAUUGUGUUAAUUUCAAUUCCUGAAAUGUGCAAUGGCUGAACUUGAUGGUGAAUUUAAAAGACGGUUACUAAUGUUAAAAAUUUUUACAAAAAAAAAAAAAAAAAAGCAUUGGAUAUGUAGUAUACAACUGAACAUGUAGUACCUUGAAGAUUGCAUGAGAUUGUUUUGCUCAAUGUAUUAAAUGCUUACUUCUUGUAUAUCCUUGUAAUUAUAUGUAUUUUGUGAACACAGUUCUGGGGAACUUGCUAGGAAUGUAUUAAGUCACUGAUUUUAUAUAUUAUUAAUAUGAAAUGAAAAGUUAUUGAGAAUAUUAAAGCCACACUAGUUUGAGCUAUAUUUUGAAAAAUUGGCAAAACUUCCAAUUUGCUUAAAAUUGUAUCUAUUUAUACCAUUUUAAUAAUUUCAACCCUUUUAUUUUUAAAAUUUGAAUAAAAAAAAACAUUUUAUACAAAGUAAUUUGUUUCAAAAAUAGAACCUAAUAUAGUGACAGGAGUAAAAACUGUAUUUAAUGUCUCAUUAUUGCAACUUAUUACAACUUCUUUUUCACACUAUAUGCAGAGUUCAAUAUCUAGUCAGUAAAAUUUUCUGAUUUUUGGUAAUGAAAGUAUGCAUUGAAAUUGAACAGGGUUUUAAAGCUAGAGCUUCUGAUGUUCAAGUGGGACAUAUGUUAAGAGUUUUCACAUUAAAGUUGAAAACUUACUUAGUUUAUCCUUUAUAAUUUAAAUUCAUUUUUGUGAAGAUGAAAUUUUGUAUUGAUUUUUCGCUCACUUAAUGAUAUGUUUGAGCUUUGAAGUUUUUGUAUACUUGUGUAUGCUCGAUGAUAAUACUUUUAUAUUUUCAAAACAUAAUCGAUUCAUUGAUGACUUGUAUGAACUGCAUCAGCUAGUUGUGAAUUCCUUAAAAAAUGAUUUCAAAUUCCAUAAUAUUUAUAAUAAAGAAAUGAAUACAAGCUAAAAAGUAGAAAUUUUUAUUUUAAUCAACCUCUACUUUUUAGUACAGAUAUAAAAGGGUUUUAAAAGCUAUUUUUCUUUUAGAAUCAUUAACCCAACAGUUUUGAAAAAGUAGCAUAGAAAAUAUUUGCGUCCAUUUUGUAAGUACUUCUGGCACUAUGGAUAGAUUUGGAAUUUUCGUAAAUUUACAAAGUACCCAUUUGUUGGAGCUAAAAUUCUGUCAAUUUUUUCCGACUAUUCGAGUAGAUAUUCUAUACAUAAAAAUGGCUCCUGAGCGCACAUUCGUCUCGUUCUGUUGAUCUGGUAUGAAAAGUUCUUCCUUUUAAGAUGUAUAAAUUCAUCUAUUUUUAUAUGUGUGUCAUUCAUGUGUGUGAAGUGUUGUAUCAUUUUUAUACAUGCACAUCAGAUUGCUUUUUCUUCCAGUGUGUCUGAUUGAAUUUAAAAACUGAUAUCGGAUUAAGUAGUUGCGUCAAAUUUGACACGUAUUUGAUGUAAUCUAUUGCAGAACAUCGAAUUUUUUUUUUUAAUAUCAAAAACCGCUAUAACUUGAUCAACCCAUAAAAUGGAGAGGGGAAAAAAUCUUUUGCUGUUCAUUAAAUAAAUUAUGAAUGUGAUGUGUUGCUCAUAUACAUUAUAGUACAUUUUGCUAUUGUAUUAUCAUUGCUAUGAAAUAUGAAAUGUAUUUUAGUCUCAAGCCAUUGUUUUGAAUGGCAUGGCAUGUGAAUAAAAGAUGUGUAAUGCAA